Molecule: messenger RNA, 7141 nt
Organism: Oryzias latipes (Japanese medaka)
Lineage: Eukaryota; Metazoa; Chordata; Actinopteri; Beloniformes; Adrianichthyidae
Source: RefSeq, a predicted model, not a curated record
CGCGUUCACGCGUCCUGAAAUGCGCGGCAACGUCGCUGUCUCGAGGCUGGAGCGGAGCUUCAGCCUCCCACAGCUCGUCGGGCAGGGAUCGAUAUUUUUAGCGCCUGGUUUGUGUUUCACCGCCGCGAUCGCGAGAAGCUCCUUCUCGGAGUCUGCGUCACAAGCCUGAGCAGGGCUCGAGCCGCGCACGAGGGCUGCGAGGCAAACCCGGUCCGCGCGCGGGCUCGUGAAAGGAGGAGAGCUGCAGCAAGAAGAGGAUAACGGACCGAAGACGAGAGACAUCUGAAGGAAGGACGCUUGACUUUCCCUUCAUCUAUCACUAACUGACCGGCGUCGGUCUUGACCGAACCUGCGUCCCUCGCAAAUGGCUAGCCCCGCCGCGUGCAAAACCCUUUCAAGUGCCCCGCCGCGAGCGCUGCUGGAGGCGAACCACCAUCCCGAACCAGCCUGCCUGGAGGCGCAGAAAUGGAUAGAGGCGGUAACAGGGAAAUGCUUUGGAGACAAGGACUUCCGCAGUGCAUUGGAGAACGGCAUCCUGUUAUGCGAGCUGCUGAGUGCCAUCAAACCAGGCCUAGUCAGAAAGAUCAACAGACUUCCCACCCCCAUUGCUGGUCUAGACAACCUGACCGUGUUCCUGCGAGGCUGUGAGGAGUUGGGCCUGAAGGGUUCCCAACUAUUUGACCCUGGAGAUCUGCAAGACACAUCAAUACGAGCUAACCUCAAGGACUCUGACUGCAACCGCAAGCUUAAAAAUGUGCUAAAUACAGUUUUCUGGCUCGGGAAAGCUGCAAGUGGCUGUGCAUUCUACAGUGGACCCACUCUAAACCUCAAAGAGUUCGAAGGACUCCUCGCUCAGAUGCGGGUGGAAAGUGAUGAUGGAGCGACCAGUCCUCAGAACCGCAGUGUCAGAGACAGUGGAUACGACUGCUGGGACUCAGAGAGGAGUGAGUCUCUUUCUCCCCCCAGACACACAAGGGACAACUCCCUGGACAGCCUGGAUUCUUUUGGCUCGCGCUCACAGCACAGCCCCUCUCCAGAUGUGGGGAAUCGAGGCGCCAGUGACGGGCGAGGCAGCGACUCUGAAGCAGAUGGUCCAGGCAGGAAGCCAGAUGUUCGAAAGGAUGACAUGUUGGCGAGACGGACUGCCAGCAGUGAGUCCAGAAGCUCCAUUCCCUUCAACCAGUUCCUUCCCAAUCGAAACAACGCCACCGCUUACAUCCCGACGCCACGGCGGAAGAUGAGCACAGAGGAGGGAGAACAGCGAAGUCACUCUCAAGCCAUUCCGGAGCAAACCAAAAGAACUGGGCAGCACAACAAAGCUCCCAAGACUGUCACUUGGGCACCCGAGAACAAUGGUGAAAAACCAAAACAGGAAGAGCAGAUGGUUACCCAGGAAACUCUGGAGCAGAGGAAGUUGCAGAAGUUGGAGAAGGCGGGGAUUAAAGUUCUUCCUGCUGCCGUUCACCACAUCAGCCCUGCCACGAUCAAGGAGAAGGAAACAAGUUCAGAACCUCCAAGCAUCAUCCUUCGGUGUGAAAAUGACUUUAUGAACUUUUGUAAAACUGCAUGGGAUUCCUCCUCUGAUGGGGAGGAGGAAGGAGAGAAACGGAAAGUUCCAGAUGUUCGUAAAGAUGAUUUGGCCUCCAGACGAGGUCGUCGUGGCCCCACGACGGCCAAGGUGCAUCAGUUUGUCCCUUCCCCUGAAUGUACAAACAAAGACAUGGAGCGCUGGGAGGGCAUCAGACGAGCCUCCCAGCAAACCCUACAGGAUAAAGAUAUCAGCGGGAAGGAAGCAGUCCCCGACAUCAUAACUCGCAGGGACAAUCCUUUCCUCAAAGAAAAGGAAGAGGUGUCGGAUGAGGGAAAGGAGGUCGAGGCCGUGCCGAAUAAGCAGAGGGACGACCUGGCUCGCAGGCGGGCUCAGAGUAGGCCGCUUCCUCAAAGGGACGCACAGAUGAGCUUUGUUACGUCUUCCAUGAGCCAAGCAGAUGUGCAGAGGUGGGAGAGGCUGAAGAUGACGGAACCAAGCGAGGAUAGGCCAGCCCCUGUGUGUCAGGCUUGUCUGGAGAAAAAUGACGGAAGGCCACACGGCAGGCCAGCCAAGGCUGGACGCGGUCACAGCAAAGUUGUUACCUUUGGGGGCGUGACUGAGAUCAAGCAGCCCGUAGACACAGUCAUGGGAAGUGAAUGGGAGGAGAACAAGUUGCUUAGACGACUGCUCUCCGUGGCAACAGUAGCCGUGCCUGCCAUUGACCUGGGCUCCCAGCUUUCAGAGCGGGAACACAGCCACAUAGACGGAGUGGAACCCGAUCAAGCUACCCUUCCUUCUGCGGACGUCCAGCCCUGGACUCCUGAAGCCACUCCUACUGUUGCUGAGCUAGAUGCUCGUCUUGCUCUGUAUGAGCAAAGAGCAGAGGAGGAGGAGGAGGAAGAGGAGGAGGAAAGAAUCCCAGAUCUUCAGAAAGAUGACAUGAUGGCGAGGAGGACAGGAGUUUUCCAGAAGCAAAGUGCUGCUUCAGCAGCUUUCAGUCGUUUCUUGCCGCUGCCCGGCUCCAAACGCUGCAUGCAAGAGGAGGUCAACACGAAUAAACUUCUAAAGUUCAAAAAUGAUGCGAAUGAAGUCAAACACCUGGAUUUGAAUGUGAGACCGAAACAUCAAAAUCCCAAAGUUCCUGCUGAAACAGCUCAGCAGCAUCAAGAGUUUACAGUGACCAGGACCGCAUCUCUUUCUCUCUCUGAGAAAGAGCAGGACCCGGCAGUGCCAGACCUGGAGAAGGAUGACAUGAUGGCUCGAAAGGCCAGAUUGUUCCAAAAAGGAAGUGCAUUGAAAACAAAUCAGUCUUUUAAUCAGUUCCUGCCCGUACCUGGAUCAGCCAAAUAUAACGCCAGUCCUGUAUCUGCAGUGAAGCUGCCACAAAGCAGGCCGGUGCUCGCAGAAAGUUUUGGCAGCAGCGUCUCUGUAGCAGCAGAACACCAGAUCCCAUUUAAAGACCCGACCGGCCCCACACAUGCCGGGGCGAGGGGGCGACAAGAGGGGGAAGAUCAAGAGAAGGGAGACACAAUGAGGGCUACUGACACUAUCGUCAGCAAAGUGACUGAGUCCCCCCCUUCUCCAGCACUUGCACUUCCCGCUCACUCCUGUAGCCGGGUGGUGGAGGCAGAGCAGCAGAUGGAGACGGAAAGAACUGAUGCGGAGGAGGGAAAGAAGGGUGUAAAUGAAAAAACACAAAAGAAACCCUUUUGGCUGGAAGAUGAGCUACCUCCAAUAAUGGUGAGCCGACGAGUUGCUUUUCUGUUAAACAACGAGAGUGUGAGUAUGACUGACAUGGUGAACGAGGAAGAGGCGGGACACUUACCCUUACUGAGCCAAUCUCGACAUGAGCGCAUGCACGAGCAGUACAACAACUUCCAGGAGGAGGAGGACCACUGGCAAGAUGACUUGGCUCGCUGGAAAAGUCGCCGUCGCAGUGCUUCACAAGAACUGAUCAGGAAAGAGGAGGAGAGGAAGAGGAUGGAGAAGAUGAAAGAGGAAAGAAGAGAUGGACAUAAGAGGAAAAGUAUCAAGACAUACAAAGAGAUUGUAGAGGAAAAAGAGCGCAGAGAAGCCGAGCUUUGUGAGGCCUACAGAAAUGCAGCUACUCCAGAGGAGGCGGCCUUGGUUUUACAGCGUUAUGCUCUUCGCUUCACUAUCAGCGACGCAACACUCGACAGCCUCAAAUUGCCCAGAUCAACCUCAAAACCCAAACACGAUCUAAAUGGCACAACUCAAGAAGACAAGCCAGCAUCACCUGUAAAUGGCUCAGAGAUGUUGGAGCACCUGCCUAAACCAAAGCCAGCUUCUCUAAACCAGAAACACACAAACCCAGAAAACAUGGAGACAGAUGUUAUUCAGGAGCUGGAAAAAUCGGGUGCCACCUCCAGCAGCUCUACAACAUCUAACAGUCCAGUUUCUGCAGACACAAACUCACAGAUUGUGCCACCUCAGUCCCCACAGUUUUGUAAACCAACAACCCAGUUUACAGAGUCUGCUGCUACAAAUCAGAAAGACCUGAAUUCAGGAGAUACACUGCUCCAAAGCAAACACAUAUCGUUUCAGGAUGCACAAGAACAGUCGCAGACGAUGCAACCUCAGUUUCCACAGUCUCAACCAACGCAGUCUAAGCCAGUGCAGCUGCAGCUAGCGCAGCCUCAGUCAGAGCAGCUGCAGCCAACGCAGCCACAGUCAGAGCAGCCAACACAGUCUCAGUUAGAGCAACCGCAGCCAGCGCAGUCACGGUCAGAGCAGCUGCAGCCAGCGCAGUCAGAGCAGCUGCAGCCAGCACAGUCUCAGUUAGAGCAGAUGCAGCCAGCGCAGUCUCAGUCAGAGCAGCUGCAGCCAGCGCAGUCAGAGCAGCUGCAGCCAGCACAGUCUCAGUUAGAGCAGAUGCAGCCAGCGCAGUCUCAGUCAGAGCAGCUGCAGCCAGUGCAGUCUCAUAUAGAGCAGCUGCAGCCAGCGCAGCCUCAUUCAGAGCAUCUGCAGCGAGUUAUAUACACACAGCCUAUACACACCCUCCCAUCACCUGCACCUGCCAGACCUGUCCCCAUGCUGGUAGCCAAGCCCUACUGCCAGCCCAGGACCACACUCAAACCCGUGAAGAUGGACGGGUUGGUGCGAGUCAAUGGAGAGAUGAUGGAGGACUCCGUCGUUUCCCCUUCACCUUCGGCCCUACUGGACUCACUGCAGGAAAAACAGGAAAACAAAGAUGUUUCCUCCAAACAGGCGGAAGAAGACAACCCUCCUGAGGAAGCUGUGGAAAAUCCAAAGACCGCAGAGCAGCUGACGCCUCCCCCACAAAAUGAAAAAACUGCGGCGGCGGCAACCUCUGCCAUCAGUUCCCUGAUUGGAGGACGCAGCUGCACCAUCACCACCACGAUUGUGACAGAACUCACUCAGACUCUGGUGGAGCCGCUUUACCCAGAGAUCCAAAGCAAUAAGAAGGCUGGAUCCACUUUGUUGUUUCAGACUCCCAUAGAGGAGAAGACUCAGCCUCCUGCAUCACCCAGCAAUAAGCAGAAAUAUUCUCCCACUGUUACAGACGGACUUGAGGAGAGCUGUGUGACCAUUGAGACCCCCAUGUUGAACUUGGCUAAACGUGUUAAUCACUGGGUCUGGGACCCCAAUGAGGAGCGUAAACGUUUGGAAAGGUGGCAGCAGGAACAGGAGCGCCUUCUACAGGAACAAUACCUGAGGGAGCAGGAGAAGCUGAAAAAGGAGUGGGAGAAAGCACAGAUAGAAGUGGAGGAGGAGGAGAGAAAGCAUAACGAAGAGGAGAGACGCAUCUUGGAGGAGACUGUCACACCCCUCAGUCCCACGGGCUUGUUACAGCAGGGCUCAGGACACACAGCAGUUUCUGCGCCUGCACCAGAAAACAAUAACAAAGGGGAAGGAAAUGUGUCCCUGGAGCAGAACGGGAAAAAAGUCCCCACAGGCAGGGAAGAUCAGCAUGCAUCAAAGCUGCAUUUUUUCCAGGAUUCUGCAUGUGACGGUCAGCCUUCAAAGAGACCAGAACCGUGGAAAACUGCCUCCUUGGACCGCAACCCACAAUUGAGCCAGACCCAGAAUGUCAAAAGAUCAGGAUCACAUGAUGCUGUAACAGGGGAGCAGCAGUCCUCCCCGUCCACUCCUCAGCCUCCCUCACCCAGCAGGUGUGUCAGCGGAAAGCGGCUGUGCUCUGGUUGUUCGAAACCUUUGGGGAAAGGAGCUGCAAUGAUCAUUGAUACUUUAGGCUUGUAUUUCCACAUGGGAUGUUUUAAGUGUGGAGUGUGCAAAGGACAGCUGGGAGAUGCCAGUGCAGGGACGGAUGUAAGGAUUCGUAAUGGACAGCUAAGCUGUCACGAAUGCUACAUUGCAUCACGGGGCAGAGGUCAGCCCACAACUCUUUGAUAGUCCUUCCUUGGAACUGGGAUUUCUGCAGGCGGUGAUUGGAACGAGAACAAUCCUGGAACUUUAAGUCCCAUUCUGGACAUCCUGGAAGAGUCUUGAAAUCCACAGUUCCUGCAUCAUCCUUUGCCUGUAAUGCAGCUUGGAGUUUAGUGUUUAUGACAGAGAAACUGGAUCCACAUUUGGGCUUCACAACACUAGCAUUAAAUAAUGUACUUCCUGACUAGAUGCGCAUCUACUCUCCUAUUUUAAAAUGCACAGCAUGGACGAACUCAAGAAAGCUGUAUGUUUAGGUUCUUGCUCAUGCCGCUCCAUAUGUUCUCUGCUAAACAUGUUAAACACUUUGAGCUGAACAUCGCUUGUUCCUGAACUCUGGGCUUGUUAACUCCUGCUUUUGCACUGGUCAUGUGACUACAAAGUGAUUCAGGUUGCAGUAGCUUGCUUGACCAUUGUUAUGCCUUACUUGUACCCUCUCUCCUUCAUUUAAAGUUUUGUGUUUACAGUUUUGCAUGAACAUAUAUAAGUUAUGAGUAUUUCUCAGUGAACACUUGAGCUUGAUCUCUUUUCUUUUGUGUCGCUCAUCUUUAUGAUACUUUGAUAGAUUUAAGAAUCCGGCCUAUUUACACAAGUCUGUUAUUGCUAGAUGAGUUUUUUAAAAGUAAGACUGCAUGUUCUUGUGUGAUAAUACUGUUUGUCUUUUACAUUAUUUCCCUUUUUAGGUUCUAGUUAUUCUUUACUCUCAUAGAUUAUCUCCAUAUGAAUCAGUGCCUUAUGUAAUGAAUGCAAAGGUGAGGGUUUUACCCCCACACUGACCUUUGGGUCUCGGCACAUUAUGUAUGUGUGUGUGUGUGUGUGUGUGUGUUUGUGUAAGCAUGUGUAAAUGUGAAUGAAUUGUGAGAUUAGACUUCAAGCACAGUUCCAUACCAGCAAAAAAAAUGUACGAAUAAAUAUUUCCUAUUUACCAGCUUCCCUUUACCACUCCACCAAUGAUGUAAACCAAUGACACCUUGUGCUUUUGCUGCGUCCUUCUUAAUGAUUUCAUCUGCUGUCUGCCUCUAUCACAACUGUUGCCUCCCCAGAGAAUGAGCCGUCUCACUCUUUCCUCUGUCCCACCUACAUUUGGACAAGUGUCUUUUUCUCCUGGACACAGUUCAAUUUGUUGUCUUUUAUAACAGCUGUAUUAUGGUUAACAAUAAAAACAUUUGAAAUUGUCAUAAUUUA